GGCAGGCAGUCAGCGCAGUCUGCUGAAUACUCGAGAGUGAGUGUGUCAGGAAGGAAAGGAGAGCUCAAAUCUCUGCGGUGCAGAGCUGGAAGGCUGCUUCUCCAAGCAAAAAAACCCCAGACUCCAUAGUCUCAUCUACUUCUUCUUUUCCUGGCGAAAACAAGGACUAUACCUUAUAUCUACAACGUUGACGAGGACAGGACAGGAGCCUGCGUCAACGACAACUCGGUAUUAUUUUAUUAUUUUUAUUUAUGUGUUUAUUUUUUAAGUUCAUUUGUUCUGAAAGGACUGACGGUUUACUUUUGCACUGAGACAAAAUUAUUUCUACAUCUACUUCUCGUCUGUUGACCAGAGCCAGCUAGCAGAAAGAAGUAGGCUACAUGACGAAAAUUCCCAUGUCGUUUGCAGUGCACUAGUCUCAAAGUUUGUUCCACUUGUUUUUAGUUUUCUACUUUUUUACCUCUCCGAACGGUGUUACAUGCAACAGUACACGAGUCUGCAGCAUUGGAGCAGUAGGAAAAACUACUGCAUGAGACAAGCGAGUGGAGAAGAGACGCUCAUUAUUAACAAGUCUGUUUUCGCGACGCUGGCAACCACCUUCACCCAUCUGCAUCAGAGUCGCGGCAGCACCAUGAGCGCAGAGCUGAGCAUGGGCCCUGAGCUCCCCAACAGCCCUCUGGCUCUGGAAUACGUCAACGACUUUGACCUAAUGAAGUUCGACGUGAAGAAAGAAGGUCUGGCCGGGCUGGAACGCGCUGGGGUGCGCCAGUGCACUCGGCUCCAGCCCCAGGGCUCUGUGUCCUCCACCCCGAUCAGCACACCAUGUAGCUCGGUGCCCUCCUCGCCCAGCUUCAGCCCCACAGAGCAGAAGAACCAUCUGGAGGAGCUGUACUGGAUGCCCAACGGCGGGUAUCACCAGCAGAUCGAUCCACAGACGCUCAGCCUGACCCCGGAGGACGCAGUGGAGGCCCUGAUCGGAGCCACGGCCCACGGCCACCCCCCACCCCAGCACGUCCAGCAGCAGCUGCAGCAGGGCGCCUUCGAUGGCUACAGAGGGCCUCACCAACACCACAACCAUCAUGGCCAUCCCCAGCAGCACCAUCAUCCCUAUGGGGGAGGCAUCCCACACCACCCUGAUGACCUUUCUGGACACCCGGGGGGGCUCAGCCACCCCCACACCCAGCACCACCACCACCACCACAGCCAGGACCCAGACAGCCCGUCCCCCGUCUCUCCAGACUCCCACCAAGCCCUCCACCACCACCGCCACCAUCACCACCACGGCCACUCGGGCCAGGGGCACCAUGGCUCAGGCAACGUGGAGGACCGCUUCUCUGACGACCAGCUGGUGUCCAUGUCUGUGAGGGAGCUGAACAGACACCUGCGGGGAUUCACCAAGGACGAUGUCAUCCGCCUCAAGCAGAAGAGGCGGACCCUGAAGAACCGGGGCUACGCACAGUCCUGCCGUUACAAGCGGGUGCAGCAGAAGCACGUGCUGGAGAAUGAGAAGACUCAUCUGAUAGACCAGGUGGAGGCGCUCAAGGCGGAGAUCAACCGGCUGGCACGCGAGAGGGACGCCUACAAACUCAAGUGCGAGAAACUGACGGGAACGGGAGCGAAUAACGGGAUCCGCGAGGCUGGGUCUAGGCCUACUAGUGACAACCCGUCAUCCCCAGAGUUUUUCAUGUGAGUUGUUAUUAUAGCUCUAUUGACUCACCCCUACCCCACCACCAACUGAUGCUGAUGAACAAACAAUAAUAAUCAAAUACCCCUUCAUAUUUACUGUACUAAUGACAGUCAACAACUAUAUUCAUAUUAGAAGAAUAAUCCAUAAAAUAAUAUUCUCAUAUCUAACCAUCUCUCUCGAUCCACGUGACAACUGAGAUACAAAGAACAAGGUAGAAUGUUGGGUCAACGCCGCGCAUCUUUGUAGAUUAGUUGCUUGUAGUGAAUCUACUUUUUUUCAUCUUCCUGAGAGAAGAGAGAAGCGGCGGGUGAACUUUCCUCUUUUUAGGCUAUACUGCUUUUACUGUGUCUGAUAGUGGGAUGACCGCCCGACCUGGGCCUACACAACAAACAACGCAGAGAGAAGCGUUUUGAGACUCACAUUCGACACUGGGCCUGAAAAAGGAAAAGAGAGUUGCUAAACAAGACUCCACAUUAUGCAAACUUUACUUCUGUCUACUUACAUGUUAUGCAACAUCUCAUUUGUUUAUUGCCUGCUUGGUUAUAUUCGAAUAUAUAUUGAAACAAAAAUCUGCAUUAAAAUAUUAAUCCUGCAUGCUGGACAUGUACGGUAAUAAUUUCUAUUUUGUACUUUCUUUUUGUUUCUCGUGUAUCUUAAGAGCAUGUCGUUGAUCUGCGCUUCUCCAUAGUGUUGUGGGGUUUAGAGGAAUAGAAUGAGGACAGUAGGCCUUCUGUAGCCUUGUAAAUAUUACGCAACCGCAAAACUGCACACCAAGAUCGAGGAGGCUGGUUUUUAACUUCUUUCUUUCUUUGAGUUGUGUUUUAUUCUUUUUUCUUGUUGUUUGAUUUUCAUUUUGUGGGUAUUGAUUCAGAAAUAUGGGCAUUUUGCAGUUGCAUUUAAAGACAACAAACUUUGUAUAUUAAGUGCACUUUUUGGAUAGCCUAAUGAUUUUUGUUUUACGUUUUCAUUUUGAGUUUUGUACAGACCCCCUUGAAGGAAGACAUACUAUUAUUCUAUAAUAAUAAUAAUAAUAAUAAGACAAGAUAGAUGCAAGCUUAAUAAUAACCUUAUGACACAAUGGGAUAAUAGCGAAGCUGUCAAAACAAACGCAUAGCUAGAAUAUCAGCAGAUGAGUGAUGGUCCUUUGCGCACCACAUUUACGCACCAUGCAUAACUUUGUGUUCUACUCCUAGGAUGCAUAUAGGCUAUAGUAUAUAUAAAAAAACUGUUAUACAUGUUAUUCCAUUUCAUUUCCAUCUGGUGCUGUAGUCAGCAGAGGUUUUCUUAGCCAGAAAUGCCAUUAUGUUAACUAUUGCGUAACCCUAACCCCAUUAUAUAAUGUGAAGAACAGGAUAGUCACAUAAUUUCUCAACUUGAUUAAUGUAUUUUAUUGGGUGCAGCUGCAUCGCAUUAACAGUGAUAUACUAUAUAUUUUGUACUCUUCCUCGGCAAUAUCAAGCAUUUUUUAAAACAUGUUCAACAACAUUAACCAUUUCAGGGGUUUUAUGUACAAUUAACAAGUAUUUAGAUUGCGCAUGCGUUUCAAAAUACGAAGUUUAAAUAUAUUAAUGCUAUAUGUUUUCCUGAUUUUUUUUUUUGCUGCCGGUCAGUAAAAAAAAAGGAUUCAGGUUGUGCAAAAUCUCGAAAUGAAAACUGUUGUGUAUGUUAUGUUAUGUUAUGUUAUAUGAUAUUAUGUUUUCGUCUGUUGUAUUAUUAUUUGGUGAUUCUGGUUCUGCUGGCCAGAUGCAUAUUAACGUUUUUAUUUUAAUGAUUUAAAUUAACAAACUGUCAGAUCAUAUUGAAUAAGCAUGGUGCUUGCAUUUAAAAAACUAUUGUUGAAAAGUCAUGCAUUUAACAAUCUCUUGGUUUGUUACUGAUUCAACUGUGUUGAAAUCAAAUUGAAACUGCAGCAGCGGGUUGUUGUUUUGUUUUUAAUUUCAUGUAUUUUGCGAUGAUGAUGGGGAUCAAUUUUCAAUCCUGUUUAUAUAAAUAAGAUACAAAAAAAUAUCUUAAAUUUGAACUGUUAUAGUUCCAUUCAGGCUGGUUUCUGUUUCGUCUUAUUUUUUGUUGUUGUUGGAAGAAAUGGUUUCCUAUUUUGCUUAUUAAAGUCAUUGAAAUGGCAA
Messenger RNA from Salmo salar (Atlantic salmon), 3810 nucleotides. RefSeq names its product MAF bZIP transcription factor Ba (gene mafba). The record is from RefSeq and is a predicted model, not a curated record. Lineage: Eukaryota; Metazoa; Chordata; Actinopteri; Salmoniformes; Salmonidae. Gene Ontology annotation, molecular function: RNA polymerase II cis-regulatory region sequence-specific DNA binding; DNA-binding transcription factor activity, RNA polymerase II-specific. Gene Ontology annotation, biological process: regulation of transcription by RNA polymerase II. Gene Ontology annotation, cellular component: nucleus.